This is a messenger RNA of Cryptomeria japonica (Japanese cedar), 1044 nucleotides long. Its product is annotated as EP1-like glycoprotein 3. Bases 1 to 1044 code for a protein of 347 amino acids. NCBI's taxonomy places the organism in Eukaryota, Viridiplantae, Streptophyta, Pinopsida, Cupressales, Cupressaceae. The transcript is spliced from 2 exons. The record is from RefSeq and is a predicted model, not a curated record.
AUGGUGUGGGCUGCAAACGGAGAUCGUUUGGUCCAAGACAACGCCACGCUUGGACACACAUCCACCGGAGAUCUUAUGUUGAAUGACACAGACGGUACUCUUGUCUGGUCUACAAAUGCAUUCACAACUGGCUUUCAAGCGAUGGUAAUGGAAGAAUCGGGGAAUCUGGUGCUCCUCAACGGCUCAAAUGGAACGAUGUGGCAGUCUUUCGACCAUCCAACUGAUACGUUGCUAUUAGGUCAGAAGUUGAAGGUGAGACAGAAGCUUACUGCAUACAUUUCUCCAACCAACACAAGCAAAGGUUUUUUUCAUAGAUCUUUGAUCUUAGAAGGUUUUGCUUUAUUUAACGCUACUAUCCCACCUCAAAUGUAUUUUAUAUAUCCUUGGCCGGCUACAGCUGUGAACUUUUCCUUCGUACGAUUUGACAACAAUUUGCUCUUAUAUUAUUCUGAAGGAUCUCCAGCCAAUCCUGUUGCAUUCAGUGUUUCCAUACCUCGUGAUUCCCUCUACUUAAAGAUUUAUUAUGAUGGGUAUUUGAAAUUUUACUCUUUGCAAGAAAAAGUUGGACGAGUUGAUUUUGACAAGUAUACCAGUGUGCUGAGAAGGUGUGAGUAUUCAACAGCAUGUGGGGAGUAUGCUAUUUGCACAGGUAGUCAGUGCGAAUGUCCAGGGAAAGACAACUACUUUUUGCUCAAUCCCAGUUCGGGUUGUACUCCAUACAAUCCACUCGUUUGUUCACAGACACCCACAGGGAGUAGUAGGACAUCACGUUAUUCCUUUCUGGAGCUGGAGCAUGUUUCGUAUUUUAGUUAUAUGUGGGAAAAACCCUCUAUUGUAGAGUUGGUCACAGGAGAUUACUUUGCCCUUUUUCUGUUAUUGUGGGUAUUAUUUUAUAAAUUGGGAAAGGGUAUGCAAGAGGAGCAAAACGAAGAAGAUUUAGACUUUCCGGCUGGCUUACCUGUGAGGUACUCAUUCCAGGAAUUGCAAAAGGCUACAAAUGAUUUCAGCAUGAGGCUGGACAGUGGAGGAUACGGUUCGAUUUAA